AGACUUUUCCUCCCCCCUGGUAAAAAGUCUUCACUGCAACCUGGAGAUUGUCCACGUUUACAGCCUUCAUCCACCGCUGUGCUGCUCUCCACAUCUGCAGUGUCUACGCAAAGCACGGACAACCCAGCGGGCCUCUAAUUUAUUCUUUUUGUGGCGAUAUUUUUUUGUCUAAUAUUUUGAAUCACUGUAAUCUAUUUGACGAUAUUCUGCAAGAUGUUUCCCCGCUGCAUUUGCCUUUUCCUCUUAUUUACGUGGUCUUUUGUGGAGUCUAAUCCCAGUCCUGUGCUAGGAGAUGUAGUCGUGGACAGAUACUUCAUACCCAAAGUUUGUGCGAGAGAAUCAAAAAAUGGAGAUCAUGUCCGCUAUCAUUAUAACGUCACGUUAGUGGACGGGAAAACAUUUGAUUCGAGCCAUCAGAGAGGAGAGGCCAAGGUGGCUCAGAUCGGGGAGGGUAGGCUCCUAGCGGGCAUUGAGAAGGGUCUACAGGGCAUGUGCGUGAACGAGCGCAGGACCGUCACUGUCCCUCCUCACCUGGCCUAUGGCAGCACCGGUGCAGGUGACAUCAUUCCUCCUGAUGCCACUCUUGUGUUUGACAUCCAUCUGCUGGAUUUAUGGAACAAAGCUGACAUGGUUGUCUCAAAAACAAUCAUCACUCCCAAAGACUGCAAACGGUCUGUGAUGCGCACCGACUUUGUGCGCUACCACUUCAACGGCACUCUGCUCGAUGGCACAAUCUUUGAUUCCAGCUACACAAGGAAGCAGACCCAAGACUCCCUUGUGGGCGAGGGCUGGCUGAUCCAGGGCAUGGACGAAGGCCUGCUAGGCAUGUGCGUGGGAGAGAUCAGACAUAUCGUCAUCCCACCCUUCAAAGCCUAUGGAGAAAAGGGAUCAGGUAAAGAAAUCCCCUCUCAGGCGACCCUGGUCUUUGAUGUCCUAUUGGUUGACAUUCAUAACCCAAAGGAUAACAUCUCUGUCGAGAACCAGGUGGUGCCAGAGUCGUGCACACGCAAGUCUGUGGUUGGUGAUUACAUCCGAUACCACUACAAUGGUACUUUCCUAAAUGGAGUCACCUUUGACACAAGCUACCAGAGGAACAGCACAUACAACACCUAUAUUGGGAUGGGGUAUGUGAUUGCAGGAAUGGACCAGGGUCUGCUGGGAGUCUGCAUGGGAGAGAGAAGGAGAAUCAUCAUCCCUCCACAUCUGGCGUACGGACAGCAGGGAGCAGGCGACGUCAUCCCCCCUUCUGCAGUCCUAGUGUUCGACAUUCACGUCAUCGACUUCCAUAACCCAGCCGACAGCGUGGACAUCAAGACCACCCACAAACCUGAGGUGUGUAACGAGACUACUGCCGUGAACGAUCUAGUUCGCUACCACUACAACUGCACCCUGAUAGAUGGCACGCCGCUCUUCUCCUCACACGACUACGAGAACCUUCAGGAUGCAGUGCUGGGUGCUGACAAGGUGAUCGACGGGCUGGAUGAGGGCUUGAGAGGCAUGUGUGUGGGCGAGAGGAGGCUGGUAACGGUGCCGCCUCACCUCGCUCACGGAGAAAAAGGAGCCACUGGUGUGCCAAGCAGUGCUGUGCUGGUCUUUGAUAUUGAACUGAUGAGCUACGAGAAGGGUGUGCCGCCAGGUUACCUGUUUGUGUGGCUCCAGGACACCCCCGCUGACCUUUUUGAAGCCCUUGACCUUGACAAGAACAAAGAGGUGGCCCAGGAGGAGUUUGGCGAGUUCAUCAAACUGCAGGUUGCAGAGGGCAAAGGUCGUAUCAAACCCGGACUGAUCAUGGAGCAGGUUAUUACCGACAUGUUCCAAAACCAGGAUAGGAAUCAAGAUGGAAAAAUCACGCCUGAAGAACUUAAACUGAAGGUAGAUGAAGACAAAGAACGGGAAGCAGGAGCACAUGACGAGUUGUGAUGAGGACAAAUGCCUUCAUUCUCUCUCAGGGAUAAGCCCAAACACCUUCAAAACAAGCAUCAAGCAACUUUUUCAACAAAGUAUCACAGUUUCUUACUUUCUGCACCACAUUGAGCUUUCUUUAGUACUGAAAAGAAAACUAUGCAAAGAGUUGUUUUUGUUGAGUUUUGUUUUGUAUGUUUGUUUUUGAUUGUUGUAUUUCCGAAACCAAACAAGCACCUUGAUUUGUCCCUGAUAGUGUCAUUGAUUAAAAUGUUUGUAAGAAAAAGAAAAUUAAUUGCUUUUUUUUCCAGCUGAAUUUUAAGGAAACUGAGCACCAAAGGGAAAAAAAAAUCCCAGUAAAUCGUCCUUUAAAGUUUUGGAAAUUUUAAAGGAGUAGUCCUCAAAAUGUUCAAAAAGACUUUAAUCAGGAGAGACUUAAAUACGAAUGAACAAUUAAUUAUUUCCCACAUUUUGAUGAAAGACGUAUAUGCAAUGCCAUCGACUAGACUCAAUCAUGAUGACUUCAUGUACUUGAAGGGGUGGUGAGCCUGACGGCAGGAAUAGGACAGACACUGGUGGAGGUGAAGAGGGAUGCAGGAUCAGAUGAAAAGUAGAGUUCUGAGCAGCUAGACCAGGACACCAAUGAACGAAUGGUGACUAAUAAAUGAGUAAAAAACAGUCCUUCUUGAAUUUCAGUGAGGUAGGAGCCUGUUGUUGUUACUUGGUCCUAACUUUGCAAAGCAGACAUAUUGGCCAGAUUCCACGUCCAUGGCAGUCAAAUUCCACAAAUUUCCAAUAAGCAUCUUUGCAUUGCCCAUUUGUCACUAGUAUGUUUGAAAGGGGCAAAAAGUUAUUCAAAAUGAGAUUGGUAAAAAUUUGUAAUGAUGCCAUUUUAAAGCAUUAAUAGAUGAUUUAAAAAGCCUUUAGAGCUUUACUGCAAUGUAAAAAUAUAAAUGGAGAUUAAGUGUAAUUAAGUGUCGUAUAUAAGUUGCAAUAUUUUCCAGACUAUUACAUACUAAUAAGCCUUUUUAAAUUAGCUGUUAAACUGAAACUAACAUCAAUAUUCUCAAUGUGCUAUAAAGUCUAAAUAAUUUGUUUGGUUUAAAGAUCUCAAUUCAAAGUAAUUCAGAUUUAUAUGGGUUAAAUUCUUCAGCAUGAUCAGCUAGAAACUUUGACAGCAAUCAUGAUUGUAUCUUGUUUUAUCAUGAGAACUCUUUUAAACCAGGUGUCAGCCUUCUUCUUUAAAAUUUUAUACUAAGCUUCUUCUUUACCUUCCAGAUAAAAAUACAUACUCCCAGACCAAAAUAAUUGUUUAUCAUGUGAUUAAAGCUUGUUAAGAAAAAAAAAGGUGGAACAUUGCCCUUACUUGCAUGAUUUAAGUGGCUUCACCAUGCUUGUAAUAUCCCUAAGGUUUAUGUGUGAAGACCUGCUGCCACAGAGUGGAGCUGUAACACUGAAAAACCAGCUAACUGAAGUGCCAUUGACAGUGCUGUAAGCUGUCUUAAAUCCCUGUGUGUUGCUGAAAAACACUUUUCAUUAACAUGUAUUAAAAAACUUAAGCAGACUGUGCUCUGUCUUUAGUUACUCCAAGUUUAAGUAAGUAUUGAAUCCACAUCUUUAUCAAAACAUCACAGGUCAGACAGCCCAUCACUCUAAUCAUUCACUUACAUUUAUAUAAUAGGAGCUGACAUGGUCAGAUAUUAUAUAAAGGAAAUUAUCAAACUAACUGGGAGUUUCAAACUUUUUUGAUUUGUUUUAAAAUUUUUCAGGUUAUCUCUAAAUAAUGGAAGAGGGUAUUUGUAAUAUUUUUUGUUACAUUUUCAGGCAAAACUUACAAAUUCUGUAAAAAAAAAAAUGUAAUAGGACAGUUAGAAUUAUUAUUGUGAGAGUCAUCACUGCUAAAAUUCACAUAGUUAUAUGUGAUAUUUGAGAUUAUUAUAGGUGUCCUGUGGGAAUUAUAAGAUAAAACUGGUACCACCAUUUUUUCCCCCAUAAACAGAAAAGAAACCAUAAAUGGCUACUUUAUUGAUCUUGAUUUUCACAUGUGGGUCAAAAGUAUGAAACUUGGGAUUCCACAAAUAAUAUUCUAGAGCUUGAAUGCUGAAUUUAUUUCAAUGAGUUCUCUAUAAAGGGUUAACAACAAGAUCCUGAAACUUCUUCAACAACUUCACCUCCUUUUGUUUUUAUUUCGUCUGACUUUAAACAGAAAGGUUUAGAUGUAAUGAUGCUCAGAGAAUUGUUUGGUAAAAUACUCUGUUUUUGUGCCACUUUGAGUAGAGGGUCUUCAGAGAUAGGACUGGCACUGCCACCUCACGCUCAGCUGCCUGGCAUGGUCACGCCCUGUCCUUGCCUUAAGUGCAGCCGUCAUUGUCUGGAACAGCAGGUUGGGUGGUGUUAAGUGCAGCCAUAACUGUUGGUGACUUUGGACUUACUGUACGCAAGGGAACACAGAGGGCAAUUAUUAUGCUGUGUUGCACCCCUGUUGACUCUCUUUACAGCAACAUGUUCAUAAAACUUGCUGGUGAAGAAAUGCUGUAUACUGUAGAUGUCUUAUUAACCUGGAAUAAAGUGUUUCAUUAUAAGCUGCACCUUUUUUUUUGUAGAAGUAGAAUGUCAGUGUUUGGUUAAGUUAAUGAGUUUUGCACUGAGUAACUAGAUACACAGUGACAAAUUUUGCUUAGAUUUUGUUUAAAUGAGUUAAAUUGUAUAUGUUUUAAAUUGUUAGAUCGCUGUUGAGGCUCCAUGAACAACAGGACAAGUUUAAGUUAGAGAGGUCAGAGAGGUUUUGACUUGGUGAUACAGAGGAACAUUGUGUUAUUCAUACGUUAAACAAAUAAUCAGAGGAUGACCACAAUGGCCCUUUUUGGAUUUGUAGUCCUGAUUAUAUUGAAUGUUACUUUCAUACUUGUGUUGAUUGUUUGGUUUUAAGAAAGAACUAUGAUAGAGCAUAUAUGUUAAUACAUAUGAUUGAACUAUUUUGUGUACAUGAGUGUCCUUUAUAUAUCUUGAGGACAGUUUGUGACUGAGGACCCAGGGAGGAGCAGUGCUGAGUAAUGAUGAUGUGCCGUCAUGCUUGGUAUUUUUUUUUCUGUCUAAUGCAAAUGAUGAAGUUACAAAUGAAAACACAACAGACUCAGUGUGAAAGGUUGGAAUUUGUGACAUUUUUUUUUUUGAUUACCGAUACAAAAACACAUCCAAAAAUAAUGGGCCCAAUGUGUGAAGACCUUUAGUGUGUGAUAAUCUUUUAAGUCUGCAAUGGAAUGAGAGGGAGGUAAAAUACAGUGUUUUGAAGGCAUUUCCUUAUAAUCCAAUGUUUUGGCUAAAGGAGAGGCUCAUUUAUUUUAUGCUAGUUGAGAUAGGUUUGCAACAGCCUAGCUUUAAAAGCUAACUUGAAAAUAAAGGAAAUAGACAACUUUUAAGAUGGUUGUAUUUAUCUAUUUGUAGGCAAGCCCGGAUGCAUAACUUAGGUUGUAUCAUUUUCUGCACCUAGUCAGCUGUUCAACAUGAGAUAAUGUCAAGAAUAACAAUUCAGACUAAUGCUAGCUUGGAUUAAGCUAGUGUAAAUUUAUAUCUGUUACACCUUUAGUCUUUUUGUGGUCUUUGGUAGCCAACAACCACAGAAAUAAGCAUGUACGUACUUCAUAUUAAACCUAAAAAUAACCUGUUUUAUCUCUGAGCCAUUCUAUCAUUUUUCCAUUGACGUAAUGUGAUGAAAUGUGUGAAAAGGGAAGUUGUAUCUAUUGAGAAGUGCAAUGGGAUCAAGGUCAGUUUGAAAUAAAAUCAUUUUAUGGCUGGUGAAAGGGUGAAGGCUUUAUUCUUGUUUCGAUGUGACAGAAAUUAUAAACAUGACCACAGACUCACAUUUUUAACCAAGCUUAAAACACUGAUAAAAAAUAAAUUUUCUUGUUAAAUUUUUUCCAAUCUUCCCUUUUCUUUUUCUACCUUAUCUUUAACUGUAGGCAUGGAGAUAAUUUUAUCUAACAUCUUGUGACGUCUUGAAUCAAAGGUCAUGUUAUCCUCGGUCCCACCUGUUUUUUUAUUGGACACAUUUCCUGAUAACACUUGUCGCUGAAAUCAAGGUCCAACACAAAGCUUUGAAACUUAGUCUUACUGAGCUUCAUUGAAACAGCCUCCUUUGCUGCAUUAUUCGGAUAAU
Molecule: messenger RNA, 6058 nt
Organism: Cheilinus undulatus (humphead wrasse)
Lineage: Eukaryota; Metazoa; Chordata; Actinopteri; Labriformes; Labridae
Gene: fkbp10b
Product: FKBP prolyl isomerase 10b
Exons: 10
Coding region: 214-1920 (568 amino acids)
Molecular function (GO): calcium ion binding; peptidyl-prolyl cis-trans isomerase activity
Source: RefSeq, a predicted model, not a curated record